AUGAGUUUUGAGAAUAUCCCACCAAUUAGUGAUUUCAAGGUUCAGAGAGGCUGUGGAGCUGAAGCGAAGCGUGUUGCGCUUAGGCUUAAAGAUUUUAAUUAUGAGACAUCAGAUAUUUGGAAAGUUCUUAAGCUUAAAUUUUCCUCUGGUAUCACUCAUAGCGAACUUAAAAGUAUUGCUGGUAUCUGCUCAUUCAUGCUUGGAAUUAAAUUAGAUAGAGAUGCCAGCAGAGAUAACAGAGUCCUCAUCAAGUGGUUUGAUGAGAAUUGGGAUAAAAUAAAAACAAUCAUUGAUAAGGUUCACCUUAGAGAUGAAAAAGAACAAAUCAUUAACCAUGAAAGAGAAAUCAGAGAAAAUUCGUUGAAAUAG
Molecule: messenger RNA, 369 nt
Organism: Trichomonas vaginalis G3
Lineage: Eukaryota; Parabasalia; Trichomonadida; Trichomonadidae
Exons: 1
Coding region: 1-369 (122 amino acids)
Source: RefSeq, a predicted model, not a curated record